AUGGCUGCGAGAACUGAGCCGUCGUCUGUUUACCUCGAUACCUCUGGAACGGUUAUCACAGACGUCACGAUAUGCUUCUGCUCCACACAUGAGAGCCCUUCUAAUUGCGAACAAUGCGCGUUGGAUGGAAGAAAUUGGCAUCGUAAAGAGAAGGAUCUUUAUCUACACAGCGCCAAGCAGAGUGCAUGGUUGCACGUGGCGCAAACCAAAGAGACAGAUCUCAGACCUGAUGACUUAGUCCUCACCGACAUCAGAGUUGGCGAGCCUGCUAAUGGCGACGAUAAGUCGUGGGAAAAUCGAGCUGCCGACAUCUGGGUGCGGAGAAGUAGCUACGAUGGAGAUAUUCAACAAGCGGUGACCCACAUAGAUGUUCUUUUUGGUUCAGAUGCUGUUGAUCCAAGACCGCAAUGGAGAAUCAUGGAAGCAUCACUCCAGUUGAAAGCCAAGCCAGAAGUGCCAGUAGCAAGAUUAAGUAUACUGAAAGGUAGAUCACACGCAAAGCCUAGUGGCCAUCGGCCAGUGUUGCGAGCCCGUUUAGAUGGAACUUUCAAGAUCCUACAGAUAUCUGACACGCACAUGGUUACUGGUGUUGGUGUCUGCAAAGAUGCUAUUGAUGGUGAAGGGAGAGCACUGCCUGCAAGCGAAGCGGAUCCCCUCACUGUUAACUUUCUCGGAAAGAUCCUGGAUGAGGAGAAGCCAGACCUUGUGAUUCUUACCGGAGAUCAAUUGCAUCAUGAUAUCCCUGAUAGCCAGUCGGCGCUCUUCAAGGUCGUUGCUCCCUUGAUCGAGCGGUCGAUACCGUGGGCUGCUGUCUUUGGCAACCAUGACAGUGAGGGGAGCUAUGCGUUAUCUCGGGAGGCGCAAAUGAGAAUACUCGAGGACUUGCCUUUCAGCCUGUGCCAGUCUGGGCCUGAGAGCAUCGAUGGCGUAGGCAAUUACUAUCUUCAGAUCAUGGCUCCUGCACCAUCACAGACCUCACUAUCAACAUUAUAUCUCCUGGAUUCCCAUGGACAAAUAGCGAGUAAGAUCCACAAUCCAGACUACGACCCAAUCAAACAAAGCCAGAUCGACUGGUUCACAUCUACUUCACAAAGACUCAAGAAAGAGCACGACGGAGAUGGCAAUCAUCUGUCUCUGGCAUUCCUACACAUACCUGUUCCCGAAUAUGGAGACCGGAGUCUCAUCACCAGGGGUGGUAAACGACGAGAACCGACGGAGGGGCCUAGUUUUAAUUCCCACUUCUACGACGCCCUCAUUCGAGAAGACAUCUCUGCCCUAGCGUGUGGCCAUGAUCAUGUCAAUGACUUUUGUGCGCUAUUGCCUCGGAAACAAGAUGACCCGCUACAAGACGCCUCUCAUUUGGGUCCUUGGCUUUGCUAUGGUGGUGGCAGUGGAUUUGGAGGAUAUUGUUCUUACGGUAGGAAGCGGUUUCAUCGACGAACGAGGGUUUGGGAGAUUGAUACGAGCUGUGGAGACUUGAAGACUUAUAAGCGUCUGGAGUAUUCUGAAGAAAAGAUUGAUGAGCUUGUGCUGGUUGAAGGUGGCAAGGUGGUUUGUCCACCUGACGAGGCGAAUGAAAAUAUAGGCUUGGGUUCCCUUCUGAGAGAAUGCGUAGUGAAUUGA
This is a messenger RNA of Cadophora gregata, 1623 nucleotides long. It is a transcript of the gene SIA1, whose product is annotated as purple acid phosphatase. Gene Ontology annotation, cellular component: cytoplasm. The transcript is spliced from 2 exons. Gene Ontology annotation, molecular function: phosphoprotein phosphatase activity. The record is from RefSeq and is a predicted model, not a curated record. Lineage: Eukaryota; Fungi; Ascomycota; Leotiomycetes; Helotiales; Ploettnerulaceae. Bases 1 to 1623 code for a protein of 540 amino acids.